ACCUGCUGCCUGCUUUAUCAGCCGACACUGAGAAUUCCACGAUGUAUCACAUUGUUGUAGUGGUCUGUUUGGUGGCGACAGCAGCUAGCGGCGCCCAGUACUGCGCCAAUCCAACACCAGGCGUGAACAAACAGCGAAAGGGGGUUGACAUCACAAAACUUGAUCUUCUGCCCCUGGAUUUCAACACCGCUGACGGGUUUCUGAGACCAGUAAUAGACUACACGUGUAAUGAAGGGAAAACAUGGACAAAUCAGAAUCAACAAGUGUUUGACAUGCCUGACCAGGUUUGGGAUAUAUCCAGAAUACCCGGCGGAUGGUUGAACGCCAAUACCCAGAUAUUCAAGAACUAUCACGAAGUAAAGCGUACAAUGUCAUCAAGUGCUGGCUUGGGACUCAACAUAUUUAAAGGAGCCUUCUCGGCUAGCGGUUCGUACUCGCGGUCUCAGCACACCAUUACUAAUUCCUCCAAGUACAUAGAGGAGGUCUCGUCCUACAGUUCGGCUGUUCGGGUCGAUCUUCACAUGCCCUGGGCGCUAAACAUCAGCAGAAAUGCUAAGUCGUUCAUCGACAGACUUCUUAAUUCAGAGUUCAACGCCAAUACGGCGUCAUCGUACUUCCGGUUUAUACGAUUCUUUGGCACACAUCUGUUCCAGUCUGCUAAUUUUGGAGGAAUUAUUAAGCUACACCUGGAGACGUCGUCUGACUAUUACAAAGGCAAGUCUACGAGAGACGUGAAGACUCAGGCAGAGGCAUCGUUCCUGAAGAUCCUGUCCGUUAACGGCGGAUACCAGGGUAGCAACACCCGAGUGGACGAAACAUUCAGACAGAAAACUACAGAAACUAUAAGAUAUUAUGGAGGAGACACAAACCUAUUAGCCGGUAAUGGAAUUCCAACAUGGCAGCCGACAGUUUCAGCAAAUCCGUGGCUCUUCUCAGGGGAGCUAAUUCCCAUCAGCGAAUUCAUCCAGGAUGACGCGAAACGAGCAUCAAUGGAACGGGCAGUGGCUGCCCACGUGAACAAGGCGUAUCUGCGCGAGCUGGUGAGAAUUUUAUUGAGUGCGGGACAGCGGUACAAUCACGGGGGUGCAGACAUCACUGCGUUACUGGGACGAGUGAGGGCAGCACUGGCUCAAGUGAUUCCUCAACAAAGCGUUGUCGAUACUCUUGGUCAGGAAGUGGAUGAGGAUUUCAUUGUGCCCGACUGGUUCACAACGCAGACGCAGCUGUGCUACAGAUGGUACCCGGAUGGCGAUGGCGGGCAGUGUGGUAGAGGGGUUGGCAGAAACCUGUGCGCCAAGCCAGGGGAAAUGACUCAGUAUUACAGGGACGACACAGACCGGAGGGGCGGAGGCUGCAGGAUGAGCUGGGGAAUCAUUCCUCUCACAAACAGUCGGCCAUCUUGGUUCAACGCCGUACAGCUGUGCUAUCGUUGGCAUCCGGAUGGUGAUGGCGGACAGUGCGGGGGUGGUGCAGCACGAGAAAUGUGUGCAGGUGUCGGCAGCUACACGCCGUACUACCGCGACGACAGCGAUAGACGUGGCGGUGGAUGUCAAAUGUCUUGGCGACUCAAGAUCCCCGCCACUGUGCCACUGUGGUUGAAGAACGCCAAGCUGUGUUUCUACUGGUAUCCGGACGGCGACGGCGGGCAGUGUGGCGGUGGCGGCAGCAUCAGCAGACAGCUUUGCGCGACGGCCAACACGUGGACACGCUACUACAGGGACGACACCGACAGACGCGGUGGAGGAUGCAUGAUGAGUUGGGGAAUCCAUCUGGCCUAGAAACUUUGACAGCCACAAGACCAAAAAUAUAUUAUAUGUAAUUUUACUAUUACCAAUGACAAGCAAAAUUAAUGAUCUCAUUGAAAUGCAUUAAGUUAUUAUGUGUGCUAAAGGCAAAUAGAGGGCAUUUUGAAAUGAUGCUGAAAUCAUAUGACUCUGUACCAAACCGACAAAAAACAUGAGAAAAAUUAACACCAAACACAAAACCUACAUUUGAAGGAAAAAGUGUAUAUCCGUUCACGCUUGUAAAUUCCUGUGUAAUAUAUUUGUUACUAUUAAAAUUGAUUUUAAUGAUCGAA
Molecule: messenger RNA, 2077 nt
Organism: Gigantopelta aegis
Lineage: Eukaryota; Metazoa; Mollusca; Gastropoda; Neomphalida; Peltospiridae
Product: perivitellin-2 67 kDa subunit-like
Exons: 3
Coding region: 42-1778 (578 amino acids)
Source: RefSeq, a predicted model, not a curated record